UUAAUGGAUUUUGCUGUUUUUUUCUAAUAACAUAAAUUCUAACUUCAGAAUGUAAAAUGCUGUAAUAGCUGUCUUUAAUUGCAUUUCAAAUACCCAUAGUUAAAAAAUAACUUUUUUGAUUUUGCCUUGGAAUCAAUAAUAUCAUUACCUUGAUUGUGUGAAACUUGAGUUUAUUAGGUUUUGUUGAUGAUGCCCUCAAGGUGGUUUCUGAAUCUGAUCGGAAGGCAGAAAAGUUAGUAUGUUAAGCAGGGGCGUUUUUAGAAUAUAAAUCUUGGUAGGGCAAGAUACUUUUUUUAUUUUUUAUUUUAUUUUUUACAAAUUAUCAUGCCAGCAAAGCCACAACGCUCAACAAUACAUUAAUUGCACUAUAACGGUGACCACAAACUGUUAGGGCCUACAUUUAAAAAAAAUAUCAUUUUUAUUUAACUAAGCAAGUCAGUUACGAACAAAUUCUUAUUUACAAUGACGGCAGUGAAACGCUGGCAGUGAAAAGCUUCAUUCAGCCUCAUUUACUGCGUUUAAAAAAAAACAUGGCUGACUUGCUUAAACAAAUGUGGCCUGACAAUUGAGAUGUACAAACUAUGACAUAAGGAGAUGACGAUGGAUAAGAGGAAAUGCGUCAUUUUGACAUUAAUGAGACAUUAAUGAGCGAGGACGAAUGUAUUCAAUAUAACUAUUUGUUCAGCACUUUUGAAAUGUACAGCGACAGAAUUCAGAACAUGGGCCGUUCUUACAGUGUUCUCCCUGUACACCAAGUCAGAACCGCAGGAUAAAUAAAGGGGGCAUAUAAGCAGGCAAUGAAAGCUCUUAAAAUAUAUGAGUACAUUUCUCUAAAACAGACUAUAGGCUACAUGUGCACCACCAAGUCAGAUCAGUAGGUGAAAUUAAGAGGGGCGAAAAGGGACCAAAUUAUUAGGGUGAGGCACAUGGGCUACUAACAUCUUACUACACAACAUAAACUUAAGUAUACUGUAGCUAAGAAAGUAAUACUAUUUCCUUGGCAUAUUACAUAUUACAUCAUUUGGCAUAUUACAUCAUCAGCAGCAUAAAAUACAUUUUUGGACUCACCUUGUGCUGUGCUCACUUGAACAGGAAAGUAGCGCGGCGGUCCUUCGUGGGCUAAUUUUGUCAUCAAAGUCUGGCAUUCUCUGGAUUUAUGGUGCUUUCAAGACAACUGGUAACUUGGAAAAAAAUUGAGGUCGAAUCAUGAUGAAUUCAGUGAUCUUCAGGUCGGAGCUCUAGAAAGAGAUCUCAGUUCCCGACUUACAAUUCCUAGUUGGAUGACUGCUCAAAACAUAUUUUCCCAGUUGGAUCUCGUUUUUUCCCCAGAGUUCCCAGUUGUCUGGAAGUCAGAAUUCCGAGUUUCCAGUUGUUAAGAACGCGGCAGAAGUCAUGUUGGAUUGACAGCAUGGCCAAUGUUGAAUGUUUAUCCUUUGAAGCUUGGAAAAGAGACCCUUAGACCACAUACCCACUCCACUGAAUAGCAGGCUAGUGAUUGCUUUGCAAUGCUUGCAGUUAGCCACUGAUUCCUUCCAAACUCAUUGUUGAAUUUGUGAUUUCCAACUUGUUGUGUAAUGUUAAUGGCCGAUGAGCACCAAUAUGUUUUAUGUAUAUUUUCUGUUAGUUAUUUCUCUUCAUAUGACAACGAUUUAAAAUGAUUUGCCAGUAGAUUGUCGACUUGAUUCAUGAUGACUGCUAGCUGAGUAUGAUGUUGACAUGAUCAGUCCAAUCAGUCCAAUCAAAGCUACUGUAGAUAUAACGUGAUUUUACGUCAUUGUAUCUGUGGCCAAUGACCUUGAGCCUUCUUGGAUGGGCACUUUCUAAUUUGACUCUAUGGCAGCAUCCAAGGGUCUUGAAUUUUCGAGCUCUAUCCUUAGAUUUGGUGGUGACGUAGUAUCCUCAUGAGUGACAGAACACUGAGCCAAUCACGGUGCAACUAGAGAACAUUACCAACCCUUACGCUCCAUAUUUUCCGCUGGUUGCUCCACAACCAUAGAAAGCACAGCUAGACUGAAACACCUACAUUUUGAGCUGCCUUACUCAAGAAAGCAAAAUAAGAGACCAUGUUUGUAUGCAGCUUUAUUAAGUCUAUUAUUAUUUAUCUUUUUACACUGUUUGCAUACUGAUGUGUGACAUGUAUUAAUGCCAAAAUAACAUGCAACACAUUUUAUUUGUUUUUCUUUUAAGAUAAAAAGGUGGGGCAGCCCCUGCCCUGAAUUACAGGUUGCCACUGAUGUUAAGUCAAUCUAUCACUGAAUGUAUGAAAGGGGUCAUGAUAUUUUAUUUAUUUUACUAGGCAAGUCAGUUAAGAACAAAUUCUUAUCUUCAAUGACGGCGUAGGAACAGUGGGUUAACUGCUUGUUCAGGGGCAGAAUGACAGAUGUGUACCUUGUCAGCUCAGGGAUUUGAACUUGCAACCCGGUUACUAGUCCAACACUCUAACCACUAGGCUACCCUGAUGGAUGUUCACUAUUUUGACCAGUAGAUGUCCUCAAUUUGUUACUUUUCCACCAAGUGAAAUAUCCCUCUUCUUUUAGUUCAUAGUGCGAUUUUUGAAUGUACAGUAUUUCAGCACAGUGUUAGACUUCAUGUUGGAACAAUGUUUCAUGUGUUUUUGUAGUCAUUAGCUCGUUAGUAGUUAUCUCGUGAAACUAUGUAAUAAAACACCUCAAUAGCAUGGACACAUCUUAUAAUACAAAUUCAACUUUACAAGUUUGUUUUUAUGAAGUCUGUGUUGAUUGAACACCGAACCCUAUUGAAGUAAUGCUGUAAUCAUGAAAGAGGAAGUAGCUCUGUGUUAUACUAUGCUUUGGCAUUUCUGUAAACCGCCGCCCUUCCCUUUGCCUUUAAAGGACUAUGUACCCUAUACUAAAUAUGGACAUGCAGUUUCACAGGAUUUCAAAGAAUGUCCCAGCCUCACACACCAACUUUCAUGAUAGGCUAACACUCCAUACUGGUACCUGACUGCAAGCUGAGUCUCUAGUCCUCCCUCUUAGCACCAAAAUUGAUGCCUCUGGUGGCGUCUCAGUGAGAGAGACACCACCUCCGGCCCAUGGCCGAUAUUCUGCAGGCUCUUACACUAGGAAAGAACAAUAUUCUAAAGGAGAUACCAUACAACUCGUAGGCUACAAACCCUUUACAUCUGUUCUGCUCCGAGGGUCUUUUCUUUGAGUGUUCUCCAGCCAGAGGUAACCAUGUCCAGGAGGAAGGUUAGGGGACUGACACGAACGGGGCGGCAGGUGAGCGAGGACCCUGAUCUGGACAACCUGCUGUCCAACCUGUCCCCUGAGGAGAUGGAGGAGCUGGAGAAGGAGGUGUUGGUGAUACCGGACCUGUAUCCUAACGAGGGAAUAGAACAGCCUGCCACUAACGCUGUCCGGGACCGGGAUGCUAAGCUGGACAGCCGAGAGCGUCCAGGGAAGCUCAGCCAAAGGGAACAGUCUAUUGAGGGAGAACCCAAGAAGGAGAGCCGGAAACAAGAGUACCUGAGGAAGAUGGGCCUGAGUCAGGAGGGGAAGGAAGGAGGAGGGAUCAGGAGGCAAUCAAGUAUCUCCACUGAACGAGAGAACAAGAUGGUGGAGAGAAAUAACAAAGGCCCGGACUGUACUAAAGAGGACAGAGCCAGCCUGUCCAGUAGAUACAGGAGAGAGGAGAGCAAAGAAAAAGAUGUGAAAGAGACCCCUAGAGAAAGCUUCAAAAGAGUUGAGAGUAGCGACACUGACGUGAAAGAUACAACUAGAGACAGAUUCGGGAGAGGGGAGAGUAGGGACAUUGUAGAGAAAGAGGAUGCCAAAGAAAGAGAUAAAAAUGAGGAUAGCAAGCUUAAGGAGAAAAGAGACAAUAGAUUGAGCACCAGUAAUAAGACAAAAGAAAUGAUCUCUAAGUUACAGGAGAAAAAGGAAAAAGAGGAGAUCAAGGAGAAAGAAAGAAAGGAGGAGAGUAGGAAAAGAGGUGAAAACAAGACAAGGGGACUUGUGUCAAAGUUGGUGGAAAAGCAAAGUCACAUUGAAGAGAGUAAACCAGAAGAUAAGAAAUCCAGAGUGGAAGAGAAAGACAAGCCCAAUAAAGACAAGUUUGACUUGAAACUUGAGCGUCAAAAGUCACCAAAAGAAGAGGAGAGCGGAAGUGAGAAGGAAGAUCCUAAGGAGAAAGUGAAAGAAGAUGGUAAGGAUAAUGAGAAAGACAUGGUGUUAAAACGUAAGGACAGUAUGAAAGCGAAAGAUAGGAGUGUCACAGAUAAGGAAACAGAAGAGAAAAAGGGAAAAGAUUUGAAUGAAGGACUAAAAUCCAUCAAGGGUGAUGAACAACGUGGGAACUGUGUGGCGAACAAGAGCACACCUAGCAAGCCCAAAGUAGAGGAGGAAGAAGACGAGGACUCCAGCAUGUUCGAUGACCUCAUAGAGCAGGUUCGCAGCAACGACCCCACCAUGACCGAGCUCAACGUCAACAACUCUGAGGUCAUCAAGGCUAAAACACUCAUCCAGUUUGCAGAGGCCUUGAAUAAAAACACCCACAUUAAGACAUUCGCCUUGGCCAACUGCCGUGCUGAUGACCAUGUGGCCUACGCCAUCGCUGGCACCUUGCGCAGCAACACGUCCAUCACAAGCAUCAACCUGGACUCAAACCUUCUCACCCCCAAGGGUAUAAUGUCCCUGAUCCAGGCCUUGCAGAAAAACACUACACUCACUGAGCUGCGCUUCCACAACCAGAGGCACAUCUGUGGGGGCAAGACAGAAAUGGAAAUGACCAAGAUAUUGAAAGACAACACCACCCUCCUGAAGCUGGGCUAUGGCUUUGAGCUUGCCGGCCCACGCAUGACCAUGACCAACAUCCUGAGCCGUAACAUGGACAAGCAGCGACAGCGGCGCCUACAGGAGCAGAAGCUGGCCCAGGCCAAUGGUGAGAAGAAAGGGGCGCUGGAGGUCCCCAAAACUGCUGGAGGAUUCCUCCGGGGUUCCCCCAAGGCUUCCCCUACACCCUCCCCACAUCCCUCACCAAUGCCAUCGCCGAAGUUGACUCCUAAAAGAGGACGAGGAGGGGGACCUCCUCCACCCCCUCCUCCUGGAGGACCACCCCCACCUCCACCGCCCAUGCUGGACAUAGACUCCCUGCGCAACUCCCUGACGCCUGCAUCACAGAGGAAGAUGGAUGAUAAGGCCAAUAAAGCCGGUGUUAACUCCAGGGACCAACUGCUGGACUCCAUUAGGAAUGCCAAUAUGAAGAAACUGAAGAAGGUUGCGGUACCAAAGCUGUUGCAGUAGUCCUCUGGAAUCGAGACCAUAACCCAAGAAAUAGGAAGGACAUAGAUCUCACAGGUGGUCUUGAGCGUGGAUCAAAACUCCUACACAUCCCAUGCAUAGAUAGACACACAGUCUGACCACUGUGCUGUGAGGUUGAUAAGGCAGGCAAGCAGAGAAUGAACAGAUGAUUUCUAUUGGGUGCACGGCUUCCACUGUGCCGUGAGUUCUCUCUAAGCUAUACACUGGACCGCAGGGACCCUGUGGAGGGAGUUUUUCAGCAGGACGUGCCCUGAGGUCCUAUUUGUCUGCCUUUGUCUGUGUUGAUACUUUGCCUGUUAUUUGCACUAGAUUAUGAAGAAGUUCAUAUGGUAUGUGGACAAGCAUAUGUGGCAUGACGUGUACAGUAUAAUGUGGGGGAGUGGUAACUGAAAAGCAGGUCAAACAGUUUUCUGUAAAUUCUAUACAAAUCUACUUUAACAUUCAUUGAAAAAUUGGACUGUAAUUUGACAGUUUAUUUAUUUGUGGAGGGAAUCACCUCGUGGCUUGUGACAUAUAAUUUUGCCAAAACUGCUGAUUCUCCAUGGUAUAUUAUCAGGGAAUUAAAAUGGGGUUAGACUUCAACAAUUCACAGGGGGAGGAGAGAGGUGGUUUGUAAUGUGUGUCGUUGCCAAAUCUCAAGACUGACAUCUCAGGCAAAGUUUUCACAUAAAAAGCAACCUAUAAUCCCAGUCUUCUUUGAACGAUUCAGUAUGAAGUUCAGUCUGAACGAUUCAGUAAGGAAGUUCAGUCUUCUUUGAACGAUUCAGCAUGAAGUUCAGUCUUCUUUGAACGAUUCAGUAAGGAAGUUCAGUCUUCUUUGGAUGUAAGAAUGGUCGCCCUUUUAGUAAUAACGUUAUGUAUAAAGCUAUUUUCAUACAUUUUGCUUAAAGUGCAAAAAAUUAUAAUUCUAACAGAAGAAAAAAACCGACACUAACAUGUCAGAGCAGCCUUGUUGAGCUAUGCAAUACUAGCUCCCGAGUGGUGCAGCGGUCUAAGGCACUGCAUCUCAGUGCUAGAGGUGUCACUACAGACCCUGGUUCGAUCCCGGGCUGUAUCACAACCGGCCGUGAUCGGGAGUCCCAUAGGUCGGCGCACAAUUGGCCCAGCGUCGUCCUGGUUAGGGGAGGAUUUGGCCGGGGUAGGCCGUCAUUGUAAAUCAGAAUGUGUUCUUAACCGACUUACCUAGUUAAAUAAAAAGUUAAAUAAAAAGUUAAAUAAAAUACAAAAUAAUAAUAAAUAAAAUAACUUUAAAAUUGGAUGUGAUGUUGUACAGAGUGUCUCGCUGCUCUAAAAGUGACUAUUGAUUAUUUGUAUGCAUAAUGUGGUUUCUCUGUCAUAUUGGACUUCACUAACUUUACUUACAGAGCUUGUGUACCUUUAAUAAAAUGUACUUAUAUGUUUGCAAUUGAAAGUGUAAUAUAAUCAACUUUAUUUUAACAACUUUGCAAUGAAGUACAACAAGAAUAGAGGUAAAAAUACUUUGUCUAACAACAAGAUACCAGAUGAGGUAAUAUCUAUCCAUUAUUUGAUAGUACAGUACUGAUAAAGAAAAUGCGAGGGAUACUUUUACUGUAUUUUGUUUAAAUGUUAAACUUCUAUUAAAAAAUAUUUUCCUUUCAGGGGGACAUUCCCAUUUAAAAAAAAAUCUUUAUACAAUUUCUUCUGCUUGAGAAGUAUUCAGUAGGCUAUGUCUGUCUAUUGCUUGGUUGACAGAAUCAGGAAUAAUUUCCAGCAUCUAUAUAAGAUAUGUUGUCUUGGUAGAGCCCUGUAACCUGCAAUGAUUUUGAAGCUUUGUGACCGACUGGAGCAUUCGGUGUGUCAUGCCUGAGUAUACAAUGUCAAAUGGAUCCUAAUAAAAUGUUUGCGUACACACACAGA
Oncorhynchus keta (chum salmon) is the source of this 7157-nucleotide messenger RNA. It is a transcript of the gene lmod1b, whose product is annotated as leiomodin 1b (smooth muscle). Gene Ontology annotation, biological process: muscle contraction; pointed-end actin filament capping; myofibril assembly. The coding region runs from base 3195 to 5261 and encodes 688 amino acids. The transcript has 3 exons. The record is from RefSeq and is a predicted model, not a curated record. Gene Ontology annotation, cellular component: myofibril; striated muscle thin filament. NCBI's taxonomy places the organism in Eukaryota, Metazoa, Chordata, Actinopteri, Salmoniformes, Salmonidae. Gene Ontology annotation, molecular function: tropomyosin binding; actin binding.